Molecule: messenger RNA, 4392 nt
Organism: Oncorhynchus kisutch (coho salmon)
Lineage: Eukaryota; Metazoa; Chordata; Actinopteri; Salmoniformes; Salmonidae
Gene: rab39bb
Product: RAB39B, member RAS oncogene family b
Exons: 5
Coding region: 471-1112 (213 amino acids)
Biological process (GO): Rab protein signal transduction
Molecular function (GO): GTP binding; GTPase activity
Source: RefSeq, a predicted model, not a curated record
GGGCUGGGCGGUGGAAUGAGUCAGGGUCUGUGAUGGUGCUGCUCGCGCUGCAAUUUCAUCAGCGGCAACAUUUAUUUCGUUUAGCUUCCUUCAAAAACACAAAACGAGAUAAGGAGAGGAGUAAAAACAAAAUUAACCUUCAGAAUUUUUGCCAUAGGUCUAUCACAUUUUACAGUUGUGUGAUUUCAAAACAACAGUGUAGACCUAGGCUAUCAUUCACAAAUGAUAGCAUUCUGGGGAGUAAAGCGUGCUUUGAAUUUUUCUAGGGUGUCAUUAAUAGACCGUUAUAAAGACAUCACAACGAAGACCCGUUGGUAGAUUUCCGCAGGGCAAUUGUAAACUGCUGUUCAUGCGUUGCUGUGAGACGUUCUUUCGGGCGUUUGUUCUACGAAAGCUUCUCAAUGCAAUGGAACCUGCAGCAAUCGGGUUCUGAGCCGCGCAACCAAACCACAAGCUAGACAGCAGUCACCAUGGAGGCGAUAUGGUUGUACCAGUUCAGACUCAUCGUCAUUGGGGACUCGACGGUGGGGAAAUCGUGCCUGAUCCGGCGGUUCACGGAGGGAAGGUUUGCCCAGGUGAGUGACCCGACGGUCGGCGUGGAUUUCUUCUCUCGCCUGGUGGAGAUUGAGCCGGGGAAACGCAUCAAGCUACAGAUCUGGGAUACCGCUGGACAGGAGCGCUUCAGGUCCAUCACCAGAGCCUACUAUCGUAACUCUGUGGGCGGGCUCCUCCUGUUUGACAUCACAAACCGCCGUUCCUUCCAGAAUGUUCAUGAUUGGCUAGAGGAGGCCCGGAGCCACGUACAACCACACAGCAUUGUGUUCCUAUUGGUCGGCCACAAGUGUGACCUGGAACCUCAGCGCCAGGUAACUCGUCAGGAGGCUGAGAAACUCGCCGGCGCCUACGGGAUGCGUUACGUAGAAACUUCGGCCCGCGACGCCAUAAACGUGGAGCACGCCUUCACGGAGCUGACCAGGGACAUCUUUCAGCUGGUGAGGAGCGGUGACAUCACUAUCCAGGAGGGCUGGGAGGGGGUGAAGAGCGGCUUCGUUCCCAACGUGGUCCACUCCUCCGAGGAGGUCACCAAGAGCGACCGACGCUGCCUCUGCUGAUCUAGAGGGAUCCUCCUGAACUUGCACCCAGAUCAAUUUCAGCUAUCUAGUCUAGCCAUUUGCCUCUACUGAUCUGCAUCUGGAUGGAGGGAUCCUACUCACAACUAGAUCCCUGCCUGGUUUUCAUUUGAUCCUCCUUGGUCCUCAAAAGGUGUCCACUUUUCAGAGUGAUCUGCUAUCUGGAUGGAUGAUGGAUCCCUUCCCUACAAAUACCUGGUUAAUACCUGGUUUCCCUUUAGGUCAGGGAUGGGGAUCUUGGAUGGGGGUGGGGGACACAAAAAAUCUGAACUCAUCAUGAGGGGCCGCAGUGGCUCACAGGUCUGUGUACCCACAUCCAUACCCAAACCUGUCUCUGAUUUGUACAAUCAAUCUAUUUGUGCAGUUAAACUACUUAACUCUUAACUAAAUGCAUUAUACCAGUAGCUAGGGUCCAUCCUUAGCCUUUUGGUGGCGUUAAGCGAGAUCACAGGUAAAACAUUUUACUGGCCCCCGUCUUGACGGUGGAGAGAAAAAAGUACAUUUCCAGCAAUUCUACACAUUUUGCGAUGGUGCGGAGGGAAAAGGUGUACCAUUUUAUAACAAAUUUCAAGCAAUUCUACUCAUUUUGCCAUGAGGCAGAGAGAGGAAUAAGCAGUUUUACAGCUAUUUUCCUGCAAUUCUAUCCAUUUUGCCAUGGAGAGGAGAUACAUUUUUGCAGUUUUAAAACUAAUUUCCUGCAAAUCUACACAUUUUUGCCAUGACGUAUGCCAUGUUAAUAUGAUAUAUGAGUGAGAGUGACUAACAAAAUCAAUUGAUCCCCCCUGGAGGUCAAGGCCCCUGGGCAUGUCUGGUCAGUAUUCAGCCAUGAUUACUACAAGUAAAACAUUUGAUAAAAUAAUUGUUAGCUGACAUAGCUAAUUGAGUGAGUGACUUAAGAGAAAACCUGCUGAUGCACAACCACAUUUUAAAACUGCACCUUGUGAAUUCUACUAUUCUAACUCCCAACAGUAAGUUGAGACCCUGACUGAGUUGCUAAACAUGGCCCAUCCCUGCUUUAGGUAAUUUUCUUGAACUGCACCCAGAUCUAUUUCAGCUCUCUAGUCACCUGCUACCCCGAUCUCUUCUCUUCCACUAUGCAAUCCGAUAACACAAUUGAUACGACCAGAAGGCAUCACACGUCCCCUUAGGUUCGUUGGGUCAAUAUGGCCUUCUAUCUGAUUCAGUUGUUCAAAGGAGACUGAGGAGGAGGGUCUCAGAGUCUUACUUUCCCCUUUUGGGAAAUUAAGUCUGGUCCCAAACACAAACUCUGUGGUUCUAUACCUACUUCUCCCAUCAUCGAACUAACACUCCAAUCCUCACCCUUCUCCAUUAACCAACGCCAUAUUGGACCUUAUGGACACUUUGGAAAUGGACUGAAUGUAAGGGGACGACUGUUUGACUCUCUAUCUGACUGUACAAGUGGACAAAGGGACUCCCGGGUCGUAUUCACUAGACAUCAAGCGGAAGAAAAUGCACUGAAAUGGAGAGGGAGAAUAAGAUUUGUUUUAAAUGGUUUCAAAACGUUUUGCUAUGGUGUGCACUAAUGAAUACGACCCAGUAAAGGCGGACGAUGAGAUAUUGGGCACACCGGAGGCCGACACUACCUGUACAUUUACCUGAAUUAACUGUCCCCUUUGAGACUAGCCUAUGAGUGAUUCCAGAAUCUAGCUGAGGAAACCAUGGUAACAGUGGACAGACAGGAAGCUGGGAGAAACGCACCCUAAAAACACUACAUUACCUAUAAUUCCACAUCUGCAGGCAUCUAAAUUACACAUAUUAAUGACACAGUACAACAAGUAUGGCAACAGACAUGUGCAUUCAAUAUCAAUCAGUCUAGAAAUAAGAAUAUUCAUUCCAUAAAUAAUCACAUUAUCGUUCGAUAACGUUAUCAUGAAUGACCAUGCUGUUGUGUUGAAAGUCAUAUUUUAGUUGGGCGCACUGGAUGUAACAACGUUUCUGGUUUGGUAACUGAGAAAUUAAAUGCUUUGGCACAAUAGGUGGAGGAGGGACAAAACUUGCUGUUUUGAAACAAAAGAUGUCCUACGUAUUUUCCGUUCAAGAUGUUUUGUAGCCACUGUGUUCAAGGUCAAUCUCUUUGUCAUCAGCGCUACAAGCUACUUCCUGCUAUCAGAUAAUCAGAAUCCAAAACUUUGAUUCUUUCUUCUCUACGCUGAGUAAUAAUAACUGCAAGGAUGAACUGCUAUCAUCCACUUUAUUCAAAGAGAGUUUUGGCAGCACCAUUUAAUGUGACUGUAACAUUGUAGGGAAAGGGGGGUGUUGACAGUGUGCAAAGGCACUUUCAUCUAAAAAUGUAUCGCUGACAAUGAGGACAGGAUGGGAAAUGUUCUCAAUCAUUUAUUACAAUAAAGGGGACAUCUUGCAGGGCCUUGACAAGUGAUAUCCCAUUAAGUGUGACUUUAUUACUUUUUCGGCGUAGAUCAAGAAUGGGCAUCUUUGGAUUCCGUUGCAUCUUCCACUUGCUUGGACAUUCUGGUUCUAGAAUGGAAUCUUGGACAUCAUGAUAACUGACAUGCUUUGAUAACUGAUCUCCUUCUCUAACUAUGGUCCAGCCAUAACCGGUGCUCAUAAUUGAACGACAGUGGCUUCACCAAUUCAGGAGUUUGGAUCAGUUGGUCCUCAUCAUCAAGUAAGAUACUCUCUAGGUAGAAGUUUCCCCCCCAACCACAGAUCUAGGAUCAGAUAACCCAGAGCACUAACCUUUACCAGUAGGCUAAUGACAAAUAUCCAGUCCUGUGUCAGUGGUUAGAGGAAGCGUCUAUCUAGUCUGUAACAAACAACCAGACCUUCAUGUAGGCGUACAGCAUGUACAGCUCCUAGGCCAUGUCAGAACAUAGGAGUUUGCAGCAACAGACUGAAUGAAGUGAAACAGUGAUACCAAGCUAGCAGUUGCUCAUCAUAUUAAUAACACACAAAAAUACGUUAAUCAAUGUACAGCACUACCAAGGUCGUGUUCACGAGACACCAAAAUGAAGAAUACAGACUGAAAACAGAGAGACUACCUGACUACCUAAUUUCCGCUGGAAAAUGUUUUGCUAUGUUGUGCUCUACUGAAUACGACCCAGGAUGACUCUUCUUCAUUCUACAUCAUCUUUGACAAAGUCUAUCUCCAAGCUGUACAAUGCCAUGUAACUACAGUUCCUUCAAUUCAACAAUGGCUAUGGGAUUUUCUGUGCCACUACUCAUCAAAACAACUUGAAAUGUACAAAAAAUAAUAACAAUAAAAUGUGACUGGUAAAACAAC